Molecule: messenger RNA, 5219 nt
Organism: Gadus morhua (Atlantic cod)
Lineage: Eukaryota; Metazoa; Chordata; Actinopteri; Gadiformes; Gadidae
Gene: cnot3b
Product: CCR4-NOT transcription complex, subunit 3b
Exons: 20
Coding region: 202-2874 (890 amino acids)
Biological process (GO): regulation of DNA-templated transcription
Cellular component (GO): nucleus; CCR4-NOT core complex
Source: RefSeq, a predicted model, not a curated record
GGAGGAGGAGGAGGAGGAGGAGGUCCUGGCACUGGCAGCCAUCUUGGAUGUGCGGGCUGAUUGUUUAGUGAAAAGAAUCGGGAGUAAAGCACAUAAAGACCGAAAACAGCCGCAGCUACCGAAGGACCGACACCAGAAGACAAACACACGGACCCGGGCUGACCCAGUGAAGGCAUGAGGACAUCAGCCUAGUCAUCAGUCAUGGCCGAUAAACGAAAACUCCAAGGUGAAAUAGAUCGAUGUUUGAAAAAGGUAGCGGAGGGGGUGGAGCAGUUUGAAGACAUCUGGCUGAAGGUACGCGGAGGUCGCGUCGAGCUGCACAACGCCGCAAACGCCAACCAGAAGGAGAAAUAUGAAGCGGACCUCAAGAAGGAGAUCAAGAAACUACAGCGACUGCGGGACCAGAUCAAGACGUGGGUCGCAUCCAACGAGAUCAAAGACAAACGGCAGCUCGUCGAGAACCGCAAACUCAUAGAAACGCAAAUGGAGCGCUUCAAGGUGGUGGAGCGUGAGACCAAGACGAAGGCCUACUCCAAGGAAGGCCUGGGGCUCGCCCAGAAGGUGGACCCCGCCCAGAAGGAGAAGGAGGAGGUCGGCACCUGGCUGACGAACACCAUCGACACGCUGAACAUGCAGGUGGACCAGUACGAGAGCGAGGUGGAGUCGCUCUCCGUCCAGACACGCAAGAAGAAGGGCGAGAAGGAGCCGCAGCAGGAGCGCAUCGAGGAGCUGAAGCAGUUUGUGGAGAAGCACCGCUACCACAUCCGCAUGCUGGAAACCAUCCUGCGCAUGCUGGACAACCACUCCAUCCAGGUGGACUCCAUCCGGAAGAUCAAGGACGACGUGGAGUACUACCUGGACUCCUCCCAGGACCCGGACUUUGAGGAGAACGAGUUCCUGUACGACGACCUGGACCUGGACGAGAUCCCCACCGCCCUGCUGGCCACCUCCCCCCCCGGCACCACCCUGGAGGACGAGAUCCUGCAGCACUCGAGCAGCACGCCGACCUCCACCACCUCCUCCUCCCCCACGCCGCCCUCCCCGGCCACCUGCACCACGGAGAACUCUGAGGACGACAAGAAGAGAGGCCGCUCUACAGACAGCGAGGUCAGCCAGUCUCCUGUGAAGAACGGCAACCCGUCCUCCUCGUUCUCCUCGUCCUCCUCGUCCUCCUCGUCCUCGUCCUCCGCCUCGGGUCCCGCCUCCUCCUCGGGCCCCGCCUCCUCCUCGCUGGUCUCCCUGGCGGGGGCCGGGGGGGGCAACACCCUGCUGGGCAGCAUGGGCGGCCUUCUGUCCAGCAGCCUGGCCAGCAGCUACAGCAACGCCACGCAGCAGCCGCCCCACCCCUCCACGCAGCAGCACCACCUGCCCAAGAACCCCUCCUCCGCCUCCACCUCCUCCGGCCUCCACCACCCCGGCUCCUCCGCCGCCUCCGCCUCUCCCCCCAAUGCCAUCACCCAGCCCCAGGCCUCGCCGGCCUCCAUGCCCACCAACAGCCUGGGGCUCAGUUUGGGCAUGGGCCUGGGGAAGGGCUCCGGGCCGGGCCGCGGCGACGCCAGCAGCCCCGUGUCGUCGGGCGGCAUGGCGGGCCUCAUCUCGGGCUCCACGCCGGCGCCCUACGCCCAGGCCGCCGCCGCCUCGGGCCCGGUGGGCGGGGGCCUGCUGGGCGGGGUCUCCUCGGCCCCGGGGGCGGCGGGGGGCGGCUGCAGCAUCACGGUGGGGGGCCCCACCUCCACCACGGGGGGGCUGCUGGGGACCUCGCCGGGCGGGGGCGGCGGGCUGCUGGGCCUGGGGUCCGGCCCACUGGGGGGGCAGGGCGGCUCCUCCAUGGGGAGCCUGGCCCCCGGGGGCGGCGUGGGGGUCAUCGGCAGCGGAGGGGGCGGAGCUGUGGGCAGCGCAGUGGGCGGAGUCACAGGCAGCUCUCUGCUCUCCAAUCGACCGCCCAGCCGGCAGAAACAGAACGGAGGUUACAGUGCCGUGGUGUCAGACAGCACGCAGGACUCUGUCCUCACCAGUGCAAGCCAAUCACAGAGCAGCCAGCCUUCCUGUUUGACCUCCACAGCCAAUCAGCUUAAGGACAGCGGCCCCAGCCUCUUGGGGUCCCUCACCCUGGCCUCCUGCUCUGCGUCUCCUCUCUGCUACACGGAGGCGCACUCGUCUGGCAGCAGCCCCCUCCUCAACGGGCCCCUGUCCUACCCCCAGGCCUCUGACAUCAUCAAGCCCCAGGAGUCGAUGAGCAGUCUGAAGACCAUGGCCCAUCAGGCGGCCCUCAGCUCUGGGAUCGAGACGGACAUGUCCUCCCUCCACCUCAACACGGACGUGUUCCCCAGCACGACGGCCCCCUCAGGGCCCCCCUCCGGGCCCCAGACCUCCCUGUCGGAGGUGAGCAUCCCGCCCUCGCUGGGCGUGUGCCCCCUGGGGCCCGUGGCGCUGUCCAAGGAGCAGCUCUACCAGCAGGCCAUGGAGGAGGCCGCCUGGACGCACAUGCCCCACCCCUCCGACUCCGAGAGGAUCAGGCAGUACCUGAUGAGGAACCCGUGCCCCACGCUGCCCUUCCACCACCAGGUUCCGCCGCCGCACUCGGACUCGGUGGAGUUCUACCAGCGGCUCUCCACCGAGACGCUCUUCUUCAUCUUCUACUACCUGGAGGGAACGAAGGCUCAGUAUUUGGCAGCGAAGGCCUUGAAGAAGCAGUCGUGGAGGUUCCACACCAAGUACAUGAUGUGGUUCCAGCGCCACGAGGAACCAAAGACCAUCACGGACGAGUUUGAACAGGGGACCUACAUCUACUUCGACUACGAGAAGUGGGGCCAGCGGAAGAAGGAGGGCUUCACCUUCGAGUACCGCUACCUGGAGGACCGCGACCUCCAGUGAGACCUGGUCCCGGUCCCCUGGUCCCGGUCCCCUGGUCCCGGUCCUGGUCCUGGUCCCGGUCCCCUGGUCCCGGUCCCCUGGUCCUGAUUCCGGUCCCGGUCCUGAUCCCGGUCCUGGUCCUGGUCCUGGUCCCGGUCCCCUGGUCCCGGUCCCCUGGUCCUGAUUCCGGUCCUGGUCCUGGUCCGACUUACGCUGACAUUCCUGAUGGAGCCCCUCCCCCACGCAGGGCGGGUUCUGAGACGUGGAAGCCUCCCCCCCCCCCCCCCCCCCCUCCUGUUUAAUGAUGUUUUUUUACCCCCCGCCCUCUGGAAGAACUCUACCACACACCCUCCUCCUACUCCUCCUCCGUUGGACUUUGAUUUGCUAGUCUGGCUCCCCCCCCCCCCCCCCCCUUCUGAACCAAAGAUGAUUGGUCACCGCGCAAAGUACGCCCCGCCCCCUUCGCUUGACUGGCCGCAGGGUGGUCCAAUGGACAGUGCGUCCAUAGCUUUUCCUCCUCACCUUAACGCCAUGGGUCGCGGCUAGGCUCCUUCAGCCAGUCCCUGCCCCCUCUCAGGCCCCGCCCCCUCUCAGGCCCCGCCCCCUCACAGGCCCCGCCCUCCCCAGGUGCUCCCCUCCAAAGGAGUCAACCAGCCAAUAGGGCGGGGUCUCAUCGUCUGCACUGAACUGCUGUCCGUCAAAGGGCUCAGUGGGGGGGGUCCCAAGGCCUCCACCCCCGAGGCCCCCCCCCCCAUCCCGCCCUCAGUGAGCCGCUAACACACCUAGCCCCCAGGGCGGGGGUCGCUAACACACCUAGCCCCCAGGGCGGGGGCCGCUAACACACCUAGCCCCCAGGGCGGGGGCCGCUAACACACCUAGCCCCCAGGGCGGGGGCCGCUAACACACCUAGCCCCCAGGGCGUCUCCCCGUCGGUAGGAGGAACGAUGAAUCAUGAAUCCCCCCGGCAGAGCUCAGGUGACUCCAGGGCCAGUGAGAGCUCAGCUGACUCCAGGGCCAGUGAGAGCUCAGCUGACUCCAGGGCCAGUGAGAGCUCAGCUGACUCCAGGGCCAGUGAGAGCUCAGGUGACUCCAGGGCCAGUGAGAGCUCAGCUGACUCCAGGGCCAGUGAGAGCUCAGGUGACUCCAGGGCCAGUGAGAGCUCAGGUGACUCCAGGGCCAGUGAGAGCUCAGCUGACUCCAGGGCCAGAGAGAGCUCCAGGGCUUCCUGUAGGGGAAAGCAUCGCAAAUUGAAAGGGCCAAUCAUCCCGAAACCUUGUGUGACUGGACAGGAUCGAGACAAGCCCCCCCGUCCCCCGUCCCCGUCUCUACAGUUCCUUACCGACGUCACAACUGUCACAUCCAUUGCCAAGUCAACCUGUUGUAAAUUACUUAACACACCCUCACACACACACACACACAAACACACGCACGCGCGCGCGCGCACACACACACACGCACACACAAAGAUCACUGCCCAGUAAAAACACACAAAUUCCACUGCCCAGUGACUACAAUAGCGCAUCCAAAACUAAAACCACACUUCUGAAUCCACUCCCUUUGACUGCAUUAAUCAUUAUGGCGAACAGAAUCACAUUAAGGUUUGGCCAAGAUACCCUCUGCUCUGUAAGCUCCUCCCUUCCUGUCUCCCUUCUUAUCUCCCCCCUCUCCCCCUCUGUGUUACUCCAGGUCGAUGUUUCCUUCGUUCUCAGGAAGUGGUUAACAUAAUAAAUGAGGAAAUGUACCAGCAGCUGCUGUCACUACAGCACAGAACCACAGCCCCCCCCCCCUCCCCCAGCAUCACUUUCCCGCCUAAAGUAGCUUCUUUUUUUCCUAGCCCAGCUAGCUAAUGUUCCAACGGCCUUUUCAUUUCAUCUGUCUUUUGUAAAAUGAUUAUUAUCCUCCAUUGUUCGGAGCAAAACCUGUAAGAGAGACGUCUUCUACUUUGUACUCGUCGUACUGUUCGUAUAAUGAGACGUUUCUACGGGGUCGGAUUUUAGACACAAUGGUCCCGUGGGGUCUCUCUUCAGGUUUGUAAGCCGGUUGUUUUACGGAAAAAUAGAGCGAUUCACUCGACCAACGGUCCGGCUUUUAAUGUUUCAUUUAGCACAUUUUGGCGAGCAAAAUCAAAGAGGUCCAGACGGUUCGAGAGCCGCCAGAUGAACUCGGGCUAGGCCUCAGCAGACCGCAUAGAGACUCUAGUUUUUCAACCUCUCCUUUUUGUUUUUCUUUUUUUGUUUGUUGUCGUCAUGACAGCAUUGAAAAAAUGACACUUGUGAAGUGUCCGUGGAGGAAAAAACAAAGUAAAUAAUGACAUAAAAUGAAUAAAGGAUUGUAAAAUAUUAUUAAAAGAAUUACUUUUCAGAAGA